ACAGGAUUAGAAAUCGUUCCGUCGCCGUGUCUCCCUCCGCCCACCCACCCAAAGCACACCGAAAAAGCUCUCAGAUCUGGUUCUCCUCCACCAUCACUCCCGACUAUCCCGCUCCCUAUCUCCCUCCUCUUUCUCUGUAACAGCAAAAACCCAUUUGGAUCCGUUCUGCUUUUGGAGAUCUCUGUUAGGGCUUGGUUGGGGUGGAUUGGCGCCGUCCGAUCUCAGAUCUCCGGAAGGAAAUGUUCGAGUUGUAGAUCACUAAAUUCUGAAGGCACUGCACUGCUCGUAGCUUUUUUUUGUGGCGUUUAAAUAUGAUUGAUUAUGUGGAUUGAAUGUUGCGGUGAUAAGAUCUUUUGAGAGUUCCACUAGAACGUCCUCUGCUAGAUCUCCAUUUCCAAAAUGAUGAGGGGGAGAGAUGGAGGCCAGAAGAAACAUUUGGUCCCAUCAUUGUGUCUCAUUGUUCUCUUUCUAGGUUUUAUAGUUCUAUACUAUGGUUCUUUCUUUGGUCCUCGGGGGCAGCAUGCAAACUCUGCUUUAGAGUAUGGUAGUAGAAUCUCAAGAUCAAUUGGUUGGUCUAAUGGUGAUAAUGGAGAGGUAGGCAAAUCAGAAGAGUCCAUUUUCGGUCAGGAGGAUGGAGAGGACGGUCUCAUACCCAAAAGCUUUCCUGUCUGCGAUGAUCGACAUUCGGAGCUCAUUCCCUGCCUAGACAGAAAUCUUAUUUACCAGACAAGACUGAAGCUGGAUUUGUCUUUAAUGGAGCAUUAUGAGAGACACUGCCCACAGCCUGAGAGGCGGUACAAUUGCUUGAUUCCCCCGCCAGCUGGCUACAAGGUUCCGAUAAAGUGGCCAAAAAGCCGAGAUGAAGUUUGGCAAGUAAAUAUUCCUCACACACACCUUGCACAUGAAAAGUCUGAUCAGAACUGGAUGGUUGUUAAAGGGGACAAGAUUGUUUUUCCUGGAGGUGGCACCCAUUUCCAUUAUGGAGCUGAUAAAUAUAUUGCACAUCUUGCAAAUAUGCUUAACUUCACGAAUAACAAUCUAAACAAUGAGGGAAGGAUCCGGACUGUUUUUGAUGUUGGUUGCGGAGUUGCUAGCUUUGGAGGAUAUCUUUUAUCAUCUGAUAUCAUAGCAAUGUCUUUAGCACCUAAUGAUGUUCAUCAAAAUCAGAUUCAGUUUGCUCUAGAGAGGGGAAUUCCUGCUUACCUUGGUGUUUUAGGAACAAAGAGGCUCCCUUACCCAAGCAGAUCUUUUGAAUUUGCUCAUUGUUCCCGAUGUCGAAUUGAUUGGCUUCAAAGAGAUGGGAUCCUUCUCCUAGAGUUGGAUAGGUUGCUCAGACCCGGAGGCUAUUUCGCUUAUUCAUCCCCUGAAGCAUAUGCACAAGAUGAAGAGGAUCUCAAGAUAUGGAAGGAGAUGAGUGCACUAGUUGAGCGGAUGUGUUGGAAGAUAGCUGCCAAGAAGAACCAAACUGUGAUAUGGGUCAAACCUUUGACAAAUGAUUGUUAUUUGAAUAGAGAGCCAGGAACUCGGCCACCUCUGUGCAGAUCUGACAAUGAUCCAGAUGCAGUUUGGGGUGUCCCGAUGGAGGCUUGUAUUACUCCUUACUCUGAACAGAAUCAAAGAGACAGGGGUAGUGGGUUGGCUCCUUGGCCGUCUCGCUUAACUACCCCUCCUCCACGCCUUGCUGAUUUUGGUAUUUCAACGGACAUGUUUGAAAAGGACAUGGAAAUUUGGCGGCAAAGGGUUGAGAAUUAUUGGAGCCUUUUGAAUGCAAAGAUCCGGCCAAAUACACUGAGAAACUUGAUGGAUAUGAAGGCAAACAUGGGAUCAUUUGCUGCUGCUCUUAAAGAUGAGCCUGUUUGGGUUAUGAAUGUUGUACCAGAAGAUGGACCUAACUUGCUCAAGAUAAUUAAUGACAGAGGCCUAAUGGGCACUGUGCAUGACUGGUGCGAGGCGUUCUCGACAUACCCCCGAACUUUUGAUCUCCUUCAUGCUUGGACUGUCUUCUCUGACAUCGAGAAGAAAGGAUGCAGUGUGGAGGACUUGCUGAUUGAGAUGGACCGUAUUCUUAGGCCUACCGGUUUCAUAAUUGUUCGAGACAGGAAGCCAGUGGUGGAGUAUAUUAAGAAGCACUUGACAGCAUUGCACUGGGAAUCAGUGGCAACUGUGGAUGCUGAACCCAACUCUGAUUCAGAAGAUGGGGAGUCGAUAUUCGUGAUACAGAAGAAGAUGUGGCUCGUAGAUGAAAGUGCCAAGGAUGUUGCCUAACACGCCGAAAGAUUUCUGUUUGGAGAUAAGCUUAACAUGAGUCACCUUGGCGCACCGGGAUCAAAUUCUUUAAGGUUGAGUCACUUAAUGACCGACCCUUUUCUUGCUUUCACUGUUGCUAAGUUGUUUGUAGGUUAAAGCAGUUAAAAGUGCUGUUAAUUUAGCACGGUCUUGUUUGGUGGUUGGCUUGGCCAAAGACAGGUCCUUGUGGAGAAGAAGCUGCUUCGAACCUUCUUCUUCCUCGGGACCAAAUAAAAGAUUAUCUAUUAUGUUCGUUCACUCGAAUUUUACUAAUGUCACUGAAAGUUAAAAUUG
This is a messenger RNA of Musa acuminata AAA Group (dessert banana), 2580 nucleotides long. Its product is annotated as probable methyltransferase PMT3. The record is from RefSeq and is a predicted model, not a curated record. Lineage: Eukaryota; Viridiplantae; Streptophyta; Magnoliopsida; Zingiberales; Musaceae. Gene Ontology annotation, molecular function: methyltransferase activity. Gene Ontology annotation, cellular component: endosome; cytoplasm; trans-Golgi network. The coding region runs from base 400 to 2265 and encodes 621 amino acids. The transcript is spliced from 8 exons.